AUGGGCGGCAUCCCCGACUCGGAGCGCCUGCUGCCCGAGCUCCUGAAGGAGGCCGGCUACGCCAGCAAGAUCGUGGGCAAGUGGGAGGAGGAGACGCAUCUGCGGGCGGUCAGGUCGCAGCUGGGCGGCUGGGGCGGGAGCGGGGCCGGCACCGUGGCCCAGAGCCCCCCCGGCCUCCGGAAAACGCCUGAGCCGCUGCCUGACCGCCUCCUGCGCCCUGGGAGCCACCUGCUGGACACCCCUCCGGCGCAUCUGGGCCACAGGCCUAAAUUCCACCCCCUGAAGCACGGAUUCAACGAGUGGUUUGGCUCUCCCAACUGCCACUUCGGGCCCUAUGACAACAAGGCCCGGCCCAACAUCCCGGUGUACAAAGACUGGGAGAUGGCCGGCAGAUACUAUGAAGAGUUCCCGAUUGACCUGAAGACGGGAGAAUCCAACCUCACUCAGCUGUACCUGCAGGUGAGGAGGCCGGGCGAGCACUUCCUGUCGCAGGCCGAGCUGGAAAUCCAGAGGGACGCCCUGGAGCCAGGGCAGAAGGUGGUGGUGGUGGAUGACCUCCUGGCCACUGGCGGAACCAUGCGUGCGGCCUGCGAACUGCUGGGCCAGCUGCGGGCCGAGGUGGUGGAGUGCGUGAGCCUGGUGGAGCUGACCUCGCUGAGGGGCAGGGAGAGGCUGGGGGCGGUGCCCUUCUUCUCGCUGCUGCAGUACGAGUGACGCCGGCUCCUGGGGGGCAGGGCCCCCCCGCUGGUCAGGGCACUGGCGGUGGUGCUGGCCUGGAGCUAGCUGACAGCCGAGCCCCGGCCGCAGGGAAAUAAACGGUUUUGCUGGA
This is a messenger RNA of Condylura cristata (star-nosed mole), 829 nucleotides long. RefSeq lists its product as uncharacterized. The transcript has 6 exons. Gene Ontology annotation, cellular component: cytoplasm. Gene Ontology annotation, molecular function: AMP binding; adenine phosphoribosyltransferase activity; adenine binding. The record is from RefSeq and is a predicted model, not a curated record. Gene Ontology annotation, biological process: adenine salvage; AMP salvage. NCBI's taxonomy places the organism in Eukaryota, Metazoa, Chordata, Mammalia, Eulipotyphla, Talpidae. The coding region runs from base 1 to 714 and encodes 237 amino acids.